This is a messenger RNA of Peromyscus leucopus (white-footed mouse), 2042 nucleotides long. Its product is annotated as olfactory receptor 2W1. Bases 214 to 1155 code for a protein of 313 amino acids. Gene Ontology annotation, biological process: G protein-coupled receptor signaling pathway. Gene Ontology annotation, molecular function: G protein-coupled receptor activity; olfactory receptor activity. Lineage: Eukaryota; Metazoa; Chordata; Mammalia; Rodentia; Cricetidae. The record is from RefSeq and is a predicted model, not a curated record. The transcript has a single exon. Gene Ontology annotation, cellular component: membrane.
CAAGACAAGUUGAAUAUAAUAGGCAACAUGUAUGCAUUAAUUCUUUCAAUUAUUAACCUAAUUUUUCCCUGCAGCUCAUUCUAUAUUCUACCAGUUACUUUCAUAGUCUACAUUAACAAAUUAUUUCUUGUUCUCCUUGUCACACUAUUCACUACCUCCUCUCUACCUCCCUCUCCUACUCUUAUGACUAUAGAAUAUAAACACUGAAACACUAUGGACCCAAGAAAUUACAGCGCUCUGCAUGUUUUUAUCCUGCUUGGCUUCUCUGACCACCCUCAACUGGAAAUGAUCCUCUCUGGAGUUGUCACCUUCUUUUACGUUAUUACCUUAGUGGGUAACACAGCUAUCAUUUUUGCAUCCCUCCUGGAUCCCCAUCUCCAUACACCAAUGUACUUUUUCCUCAGGAAUUUAUCUUUUCUGGAUUUGUGUUUCACAACAAGCAUUGUCCCUCAGAUGCUGGUUAACUUGUGGGGACCCGAUAAGACUAUCAGCUCUGUGGGUUGUAUUGUUCAGCUUUAUGUGUAUAUGUGGCUAGGUUCCAUUGAGUGUCUUCUCCUGGCUGUCAUGUCCUAUGAUCGUUUCACAGCUAUCUGUAAGCCACUGCACUAUUUUAUAAUCAUGAAUCCACGUCUGUGUAUCAAGAUGAUUGUCAUGGUCUGGAGUAUUAGUUUGGCCAACUCAGUAGUAUUAUGCACACUCACUGUGAAUUUGCCUCGAUGUGGACACAACCUUCUGGAUCAUUUCUUGUGUGAGUUGCCAGCCAUGGUCAAGAUAGCUUGUGUAGACACCACAGCAGUUGAAAUGUCUGUUUUUGCUCUGGGCAUUGUUAUUGUCCUUACGCCUCUUAUCCUUAUUCUGAUUUCCUAUGGCUACAUAGCCAAAACUGUGCUCAACAUGAAGUCAAGGGCAGGCCAAAAAAAAGCAAUGAAUACCUGUGGGUCUCAUCUCACUGUAGUCUCCAUAUUCUAUGGAACUAUUAUCUACAUGUACUUACAACCAGGUAACAGGGCCUCCAAGGACCAGGGCAAGUUCCUCACCCUCUUUUACACCAUCAUCACUCCAAGUCUCAACCCCCUCAUUUACACCCUAAGGAACAGAGACAUGAAAGAUGCACUGAGAAAACUUGUGAGGUUUUACCACAAAUUGCAGAAAUAAGGAGGAACUAGAAGUCAUAGAAAAGUAAAGCAAUGAAGUAUUCAAAUAAGGAAUGAUCUUUAGAUCAUGGAGAUCAAUUGUUGAAUUCUUACAAACAGAACUUGUAUGGAUGCAAACAACUUGAGGACCAUCAUGCAGAUCUUCAGGUUUCUAAUGAUUGGCUUGUUCUCAGGGAAUACAUGUCACUAAAGAUCUCUGUUUGCUAGAUGUAACACAAAGGGACUCUAAAUGUAAACUUGAAUGCAUUUUAACUUAUUUGGCAGCCCCAUGGAAACUGCUUUGUCUCAUUCUAUAUUUUCUAUGUUAAUGCCCACAUAUUCUAAAACAUCGACCCAAAUUAUUUCAUGCCCAUUGCAUUUUGUAUAUUAAAUAACCAUACACAAAUAAUUUGAAGUGUUUAUUUAUCUGUCUGUCUGUCUAUUUUUGAGUCAGGUUUUCAUGAAACCAAGACUCUCUCAAACUUCUUAUGUAUCUGAGGAUGACCAUGAGCUUCUUGAUCCUCCUGCCUCAACCUCCAAAAUACUGGGAUUAUAGGUAUGUGUCACCAAAACAAGUCCAUGUUACAGCCAUGUGCUAAUACACCCAGUAUGUAUGGUGCUCUGGAUUGAAUCCAAGGCUUCAUACAUGCUAGGUAAGCCCUCUACCAACAACACUAUAUCCCCAGCCUUAUAAAUAAGUUUGUAUAUUGAAUCCUUUUUAAUCAUCCAAACAUUUAUUCAUAUUUAGCUCAGAUAAUGCAAUAUUAUGGCAGCAAUCAUCAUAAAGGCUACCUAAAGAGUGACUUGUUUACCUUUUGUUCAGUGAUACUUGGUACUAACAUCUUUUGCAAUUGCCUAUUUUUUUUCUGAAAUACACAAAUGAAAGCACACAGAUUAAAGUGUUUUAAA